AAUCGAUUGUCGCAUACUCCACAUCCGAAAUCCCACAACACCCCGCUCAGUAUCGCUAUAUAGCGGAGUACGAGCAAGAAAAAGUUAUUGGUUAUAGGAAGGAGAUAUACAGAAAAAUAGAAUCUCGAAAAUGCGGCAAAAUUUCAUCGGAAUGGUUAUUUCGCAGGGGAAGAUGAGGAAGACGGUGAAGGUCCGGGUGCAGAUACCAGUUAUGCGGAAGAAGUUGGGAAUCUUGGUGAACAAGCGGAGAGAUUUCCUGGUGCACGACGAAGGCGAGUUAACUCGGGAAGGCGACAUCGUCCGCAUUGAGUCCACGCGCCCACUUUCUGCGACCAAGUUCUUUGCCAUUGCAGAGAUCAAGAACCCCAAAGGCCGAGUGUUUGAGAAAUACCGCGAGAUUGCGUCGCUGGAGGAUUACAUCAAGUUUCUGCACAGCCAAACGAAGUAUAAGUCUCUGACGGCCGUUCCCGUCGACGAGACCUUUCUACCGACUGACCCGGGUCUGUUGGCGGGAUUGCCAGAAAGGUUCACGCCGGAUAUCCUACAGAUUAUUCACCGACAUGGCGCGCCGAAGGUCGAUUACGAGGGCGAGAUUUUCGCAAACGCAAGUCUGGCGAGCGACCCUGGCUUCCGCUCCAGCGUGCGUGCGUUCAGCAUGCUCAAGCGCAUCAAUGACCCCCAGAUUGCCGACAGGACAACGCUUGAUGAGAUUAAGAAAUCGAUCGAAACGGAGUAUGACUUGAAGAAGCCGCUCGAGCAGUACCUCAAGGGACCUGCGGCGAUUGCGGCAGCGCUGGCUAAGGACUAUAAAGCACGGGCGGAACAGAUACUUCGCCCUAAAGAGCCGAACAGUGAGGAGGAUUCCAAUGAGCAGGAUAAGCUACUGGCUGCGCAGCAGGCUGAGGAUCUUGGUAGUCAGGAGGAUUUAGAGAAGGCUUUGCUGGCUGAGCAACAGGCUGAAGAGCAGGUCACAGAGCAGACUACCGAGCAGGCUUCAGAACAGGCUACCGAGCAGGCUUCAGAACAGGCUGCAGAGCAGGCUACCGAGCAGGCUACCGAGCAAGCUUCAGAACAGGCUUCAGAGGAACCUGAGCAGCCGACUCAGGAGCCGCCGAAUGAAACAAAGUGAUCGAGUUAAAAAGAAAAGAUAUGGGCUGUUGAUGGCUAGGGUCGACCGGCCGGAUGUUUUUAUGUACUCCUCGGGUGCUUGUAAAUAUGAUACAAAAUAUAUAAUCAACC
Molecule: messenger RNA, 1239 nt
Organism: Myxozyma melibiosi
Lineage: Eukaryota; Fungi; Ascomycota; Lipomycetes; Lipomycetales; Lipomycetaceae
Exons: 2
Coding region: 131-1129 (332 amino acids)
Biological process (GO): translation
Cellular component (GO): mitochondrion; ribosome
Molecular function (GO): structural constituent of ribosome
Source: RefSeq, a predicted model, not a curated record